AUGGGGGGCUGUUGCAGCUGUCAUAUUUCGUUCGAUUGCAAGGUGCAUCAUGUUUAUGAUGUUGCAUGUAAACAUGGUGGGGCUCGGGUCAUGUUAAGAGGAUCCUCUAAGUUUGUAUCAAUGUAUAGCCAAAAGGGUACCAAAGGAGUUAAUCAAGAUGCAUUCACAGUUUGGGAGGGCUUGAUUGGAAAAAAGGACAUGGUAUUUUGUGGUGUGUUUGAUGGUCAUGGUCCUAUAGGACACAAGUUUGCACGCUAUGUACGUGACAAUCUACCUUCAAAGCUCUCGGCAUCAAUCAAACAGUCACAACAAAAGGUCCUCGAAAACUAUGAUGCCAAUGCUACAAACAUAGGUAGCCAUUGUGAGGAUAACCAAAACAUGUCCUUUGCUUCAUGGGAGGGAACCUUUUUGAAUUCCUUCAAGGAAAUGGACGAAGACCUUGCUAGGAACAUCGACACCGAUGGCUUUCGUGGCGGUAGCACUGCUGUAACUAUAAUUAAACAGGGUGACCAAUUGAUAGUUGGAAAUUUGGGCGAUUCUCGUGCAGUUCUUUGCUCAAGAUCAGAUGACAACAAUCUUGUUCCUGUUCAACUUACUGUUGACUUGACUCCAGAUAUUCCAAGUGAAGCUUCAAGAAUCAUUAAUUCUGGUGGUAGAGUUUUUGCAGUAGCAGAAGAUCCAGCAGUAAAAAGAAUGUGGAUGCCUACAGAGGAUAGCCCUGGAUUGGCUAUGUCAAGAGCCUUUGGAAAUUUUUGCCUAAAAACCUAUGGCCUAAUCUCAGUCCCUGAUGUGUCUUGCAGAAAACUUACCAAGCAGGAUGAAUUUGUGGUUUUGGCUACUGAUGGGGUAUGGAGUGUGCUAACAAACAAUGAAGUGAUAAACAUAGUUGCUUCAGCACCAAAGAGGUCCAUGGCAGCAAAAUUGUUAGUCAAGCAUGCUGUUGAGGCUUGGAGACAAAAAUGUGGUUUCAAGGUUGAUGAUUGUACAGUCAUAUGCUUGUUCCUGAAGGAUUAG
Molecule: messenger RNA, 1014 nt
Organism: Abrus precatorius (Indian licorice)
Lineage: Eukaryota; Viridiplantae; Streptophyta; Magnoliopsida; Fabales; Fabaceae
Product: probable protein phosphatase 2C 65
Exons: 5
Coding region: 1-1014 (337 amino acids)
Biological process (GO): protein dephosphorylation
Molecular function (GO): protein serine/threonine phosphatase activity
Source: RefSeq, a predicted model, not a curated record